Messenger RNA from Salvelinus sp. IW2-2015, 5636 nucleotides. Lineage: Eukaryota; Metazoa; Chordata; Actinopteri; Salmoniformes; Salmonidae. The record is from RefSeq and is a predicted model, not a curated record.
UACAGUUUGAACGGCUUGGCUUAGACCCGGGUGGGGGAGCACUGUUUGAAGGUUGCUUGGAAACCCAAGCAAUGCUCGUGUCAAUCAAGUCAAGCUGGAAAGGAGUCUACGAACUUUGUUUCAUACCAUUCAGAAAGUAAGUCWUGAAUUUAUGGUUAAAUUUAAACAAUGAGAAGAAACAAUUUAUGCUGCUUAUGUUUUAAAAAUAUGGGCUACCUGGCUGUGUAGUGUAAAUGUGAAAUGUAAAGCUAUCGAGAAAUGUUAUAUGUCACAUUAUAGUCUUAUUUGCGCAUUAUGCACACUGUUCAAUCAAAUGUACAUAUGAAUUGACUUUUCAUUAGAGUGCAUGAAUUCUAAUGGAACCACCAUCAAAUCAACUCAGCUGGAUGCUUUAUCAGAUGUGGUUUUUUUAACAUUCUUGAAACAUUGGAAUUUGUAAUGCUGUUUCCAAAUUGUAAGCCUACAGGACACCUUUCCUACUCGGUCAGUGGAAGGAAUUCCACAAUCACUGUAAACUACAAAGUGUAGGUUUGAAUGUGAGCUGGCCWUAAUGCCACCAGAAUGUAUUGGCUUCUUUGUGAAAGGAAGCUCAGUAGCCUUAAGGCCCCCAGUCAAAGACUCUGGGUUUCCAGAGCAACCCAUGACCAACGACAACCCCCACUCACCACCACCAACAUCACUUUGCUGUUAGGCAUUCGAGAAUGUUGUGUCUGUAUUUCUGAGUGUGUUUUACAGGAAAUGGCCGAUGGCAGUUUUGAAGGGGCGGAAAGAGAUGCUGCAGAAGACACAGACGAGCUUCUUUACACUGACCUGGAUGAAGACAGCAAUGCCCCUCUGCCACAGGAUCACUGUGACCUCCUCCUAGAUGCCAURGAUGCCCAGCUGAGCCGCCUGCAGGUGCAGAGCCAUAGCAAUGGGAUUGAAGGUAUCUUCAGAAAACAUGAUUGCCUCAAGACAGCUCACCUUAGCAGUAGCCAGUCUGUGAGCAGGGAUACAGGACUGGGAAGUACCAUCCCCACUAACGACACCCCCAUCUCUUGUCUUGGCGUGGUACGCUCUGAGACCAGGGACCUAUCUUCAGWGAAGAGCUCAGGAGAACGGGUGAACCCUGCCGAUCAGGAGGAAGAGGAGCAGAGGACAGUUGAAGUGAUGAAAGAGGAAGAGGAGGGUGUAGAGUCCCGGAGGGAGCAGUGUCACUGGAGGCUGGAGAGGCUGUUGGGGGCUUAUGCCUGUGGAGGAGGAGGGUUAGCAGGAGAGCUGUGCCCCCCUCCAGAAAGUGUCUGCACAGAGGACUUUGCCAUGCGCUUCAGGGAGGAGAUGGUGGUGAGGCUGCCAGACAGGACCAAACAGAGACUGGCCAGAGARUGGAGUAACAGCCUGGGACAGUCCUUUGGAGAGGAAGAGGCUGAAAGGACAGCAUCAAAGCAAGCAGGUGGUCUCACUGCUGCUGGGGGAGAGGUUGUGGAUAGAGGCAUGGGUUAUACAGAGCUUCCCCAUCACAUGGACAAGCAAGACCAGGAGAGCCAGGCUCAUCACAGGCAUGGAGAGAGGAGAACUAGCUGGAGUGGAAACCUAGGGGCCAGUGAGAGCCACACAAGAGCACCACAGAGGCUUAGUGGUAUUAGCAGGAGUGAAUGCUGUCUUCACUCUCUAGUGACUCCACCAGGGGGUGAUAUACAGCUGUCAGUAGAGACAUGUCCACAGUCCUUUGGGUUACCCCAGCCUGCCACAGUGUCAGUAUCUGGUCCUCCCAGCACUAGCAGUGUUCAUACAGGGGUUCUCAUUGAGGCCUGUUCCAGUCUGGAGCCUGAGGGAACCAAGGAGAACAGGAACCAUGCUGCUGGAACCACCACCAGACACCUGGCAGGAGUGCCUGUGUGGAAUUUUGACACAGUGACCAUCGACAGUGACCUGGACUCAGUACGCACAGAGAAGGUCUGGCAACACAUCCACAGCAGGCCAGGAUACCUCUCAGCCAUUCAGUCUGUCAGCCGCAUGGAUGGUCUCGGCACUGACCAGAGUGACUAUGACACACCCACUCUGGAGCCAAGGAAUCUCAAGUUUACUCCAGCACUGAGAGCUAGCAAUGGAAAUGUGACCAGUGACAGUCUACCUCUUCGUAAAGCACGCAAAAGCAGAAGAGACACUCACAGGUAUGUGCUCUCUGUGGAUGAUGAUGAUGAGGACACAGAUGAGGGCUGUGUCCGCUGGCGGAGGAGAUGUAGGCCUGACAAGGACACAGGGGGACGUGUGUGUACGCAGAGGCCUGGGGGUCGUCUGGAGGAGGUGAGGUCAGACUGGCUACAGAUGGAGGAGGAGCUGGCUACCCUCAGACAGAACUGUGAGAAGGAGGAGAAGAGACUGAGGAUGAAGAGAGCUCAGCUGUGUGAGACUGAACUGACCCUCACUGACCUUCUUCAGAAAAGAAAACAUGCCAUGCAGGAGUGGGAGCAGCUGCGUGCGGGGGCAGAGCAGAUGGAAAGGGAGGGGAGGAGUCUGGAGGCCAGCCUGAGCGACAGCAAGGCAGAAGCAGACAACACCAGUUCUCAGCUGCGCCGGCUGCAGAGGCAGAGGGACUCCUGUUUGCAGGAGGUCAGGGAUCUGAAGGAGGAGCUGGCUGCUCUAUGUAAACACAGAACUGCCUUAACGGAUGGGACCUGCAUGGACAGGAGAGUGACCAGUGUCAGUAUGUCUGUCCUUGAGAGAGAGGAGUUGGACAGACAGCUGAACAGUGCCAAGACAGAGCUGUUUUCCGAGCAGCGGUGCUCUAGACUCAAACUGGACUCUAUGCAAGAGAAGUUGGACGAAGCUCACGAGGAGCUCCAACGUGUAACAGAGGAGGAGAAGUUACUGAGGGAUAGGUGUGCAUGUCUGGAGGAGAAACACAGACUGAAKCAGGAGGAGGAGAAGGCAGUGGAGGUGCAGGUGUGUGAGCUACAGAAAGAGCUGGGGGAGAGUGAGAGCAGGGUGGAGAGGAUAGUAGCCCAGAAGGAGCUGCAGCUGCUGGGGUUCCAGGAGGAGAGGAGUGCCUUGCAGGCAGACAGAGAUGGGCUCCAGGGGGAGCUCCGUGGCCUGAGGAAGCUGCACAGCAUCUCCCUGAGAGAGACCCAGGAGCAGGCACUCACGCAGACGCAGCGAGAGCUGGAGCAGCUGAAGAAAGAGUUGGCUUUGUCUCAUGAGAAACACAUCCAGCAGGCUCAUAUUCAAGCUGAAGAAGAGAAAACCGUUUCUCUCAGAGAACAGGCCCUGUCUCACACACAGCACACUGAGUCCAUACAGAGCUGCAUCCAGAUGAAGGAGAAGGAGUGGUGGAAGCUGAGGGAGGCUCUUAAGGAGCAGAAGGAGGUGAUGAGGAGGCGAGAGGAGGAGCUGUGUGCGGAAGCUCAGGAGAUGAUGCACGGCACCAUAGAGCGUGAGAGGAAGAAAUGGGCGGUAGAGAAAGAAGRGGCUCUACAGUUGCAGUGUGGGAUACUGGAGGAGCAAGGCCGGGAGGCUCUGGAGAGAAUGAGGGGAGAGACUGAGAGAGAGAAGAGGAAUAACUUGGCUCUUCAAAGCAAAGUGGUAGAACUGAGGACAAAAGUGCAGGAGCUGGAAAGUGAGGGCCUUGUGCAYCAGAGUGAGCAGGCGUCUGCUCUCGCUGCAAUGCGUAGGUCCCUGAGAGAGAAGCACCAGGUUGAGCUACAGAGACUGCGCAGGCACAUGGAACAGGAGGGCGAGAGGGAAUCGUUGAGGCUGGAGCAGGUUGUCCAACAAGCAGAGGAGGAGGCUGGUAGACUGCAGGUGCUGCUGGGGGAGAGGGAGCARAUCCACAAGCAGGCCACAGCCAGGCUGGAGCAGCAGCACAGACACUGGGCCCAGGAGAUGGGGGCAGAGUGUCAGCAUCUUCAGCACCUGCUGGAACACAGUGGGGCCGUAGGGAGCUCCGUUCAGCUCCCACACAGUCCUACGGUGGCCCAGGCAGUCCAAACCCUGCAGGCCCUCAGAGAGCAGUUGCAGCAGUCAAUCAGCCAACUACAGCAGGAGCUUGACUUACAGAGACGCAGCACUCAGCAGCUGAGCCGGGACAAYGAGCGGGAGUUCCGUAUUCAAAGGGAACAGAUGGAGACGGAGAGACAGCAGGCUCUGGACUCACUGAAGGAGACACUCAUUCAGGAGCACAUUGAGGAGCUGAGCGAUCUGCAGCAGGCCCAGGUGCGGGAGGAAGGAGACGAGACAGGAGGUUUGGCUGCGUCCCUGCGCAGGCAGCUGCAGGCCAAAGACCAGGAACUGCGCCGGGUGCAGAGGAGCAUGGGACAGUGGAAGGAGCAGACCACUGCGCGCCUGGCACGCAAGUUUGAGGAGGAGUUGACAGCCGAACUGGAGAGGUGCAAGGCAAAGGUGUUAAAGGGGAGAAAGGCACCUAAGGCACAAGAGGAGAAGCAGAGGAAGCUGGAGAAACUGGAAGGGGAGAUGAGACGCAUUACUGGGGAAUGCACUGACUCUGGAGCUCAGCAAUCAGCCUCCUCUCCCUCCCUCCACAUUGGGGAACCCCCUACCUCACCCGGGUCCUCAGACCUGGCCUCCUUCAAGCUACUGCGUCACCUCCAGAGCCGGGUCAAACAGCUCCGUGCUGAGAACCAGGCCCAUGCCUGCAGCCCCUCUCAAUUGGGCAGGACCCCUCUAGGCAGGGCCCCAAUGGAGCUGGCUGGGUCCUACCUGGAGACGAUCACACCAUCCCAGGAAUGCACUCAGUUUUGGAGUCGUUCCCGUUCCAGGACAGUACAGAGUGAAGGAUUGUGAGCUUUGCCAGAUGACGUGUGUGUGUGUGUGUUUGUAAAAUGAAUUACUGGAGGACAGCAAUCUCAAAUCAUUUCAAGGUACUCCUGAAAAGGAUGACACUACAUGAUAGGGUAAAUGGCCUCAAGGUCAAAAUGGGUUAAGUUGACAUUCUUCUGCCUUUGGAGGAAUUAAGUUUUACUGCUAGGCUAAAGGUUGGGGACUGAGUGAAUGUUUGAUGAACCAACUGACAUGUCUGCAUAGUGCCUAUUCCAGAGCUGUGACUCUUUAGGCAGUGGGAUCAAGCUGAAAUUAGGACCAUUUGAAGAAGAAAGUAAUCUUGUGUCAGUUUCUUUCUAUGUUGCAACAGAGCUAUUGUAAUUAUUAUGCUCAAUGUACACUCACAGGACAGUUUAUUGGGUGCACCCAUCUAGUACCGGGUCAGACCCCCCUUUGCCUCCAGAACAGCCUGGAUUCUUUGAGGCAAGUUGGAAACGUUCCACAGGUAUGUUGGUCCAUGCUGAAGCAAUGGUGUCAUGCAGUUGCUGUAGACUGAACGGCUGUACCAUUGACAACUGGCAGGAUGGGUCCAUGGACUCAUGCUACUUAUGCCAAAUCCUGACUCUGCCAUCAGCAUGACGCAACAGGAACCAGGAUUUGUUGGACCAGGUGAUGCUUUCCACUCCUCAGUUGUCCAGUGUUGGUGAUCGUGUGCCCACUGGAGUGGUUUCUUCUUGUUUUUAGCUGAUAAGAGUGGAACCUGGUGUGGUCGUCUGCUGCAAAAGCCCACCUGUGAAAAUGAUCGACAAGUUGUGCGUUCCGAGAUUCCGUUCUGCACACCACUGUUGUACUGCGCCAUUAUUUGUCUGUUUGUGGCCCGC